This is a messenger RNA of Symbiodinium sp. CCMP2592, 3420 nucleotides long. The record is from the annotation of a GenBank genome assembly. NCBI's taxonomy places the organism in Eukaryota, Dinophyceae, Suessiales, Symbiodiniaceae.
AUGGAAAGCACGAUCAGUCUUUCUAUCUUUCAGGACCUGGCCGCCCAGAAAUUUCGCUCGAUUCUGGUCAUGGCAGACUCGAGCCCGAAAGGGACUUUGGAUGCAGCUUGGCAGUCGUUGGCGACAAGUUGCCAAAAUUGCCAUCCAUCCAUUGCAAGUACGCCUGAGGUGUGGAGCGCCGUCGUCUAUGCCGGUCGAUGCGCAGCCAGCAUGCCUUUGCAAAAGCUGGCUGACCUGCAGACCUCCACGGCCUCUGUUUCCACGAAGCUGGACGAGGCACAGAAGGUGGCUGACAACUGGGCCAGCAACGUCGCCCAGGGAAGGGAGGCCAGUGCUCGCAAGCUGCCGAAGACGCUGUCCAGAAUCAAGCAGAAGAAACUGGCCGCUCGAGAGCAGCUCCGAUGCGUCUUGCACGUGUUGGACAUCCUGGGUCUCGAAAUGCUGCUGCCAACGACGAGACUUCGCCCCGUCGAUCUGAGUGCAGGCGAACAGAGAGUCGCCAACAAGAACAAGCAGCAUUUCCUUUGGAACCCGCACAAUGGCGAGGCCUCCUGGGAUGCCAUCACGGAGACUUCACGUGAAGACCUGAGGCUGAUCCUUGCCCCAGACGAAGGGAGCAGUUUGUACUGUUCGUUUGCAUGGAUGGCAAGUGCCGGAUUUUCGGUCAUGCUGCUGCGGGACGAAUUGCACAAGUUGUCCAAUCACUACCUACGAGUGAUGCACUGCAACCCAGGUGUUGCCAGAAUGUACAGCUUGACCUCAUGGCUCAUGAAAGCGCGGAAAUGUCCAUGGCAGACGAACAAAGUGGGCAACAGCUGGAAGGAAGGAGAGGGGGAUGGAGAGGGACAGGGACCGGUCAACAGGGCACAGAUGGAUGAUGUCUUGAUGCAACUGUUCGGAAGCAGCAUCCUGCACGAGAGCGGAUACGACUGUUCCGUCGAGAACAUGGAGUCCUUCCAGAUCAUCUGCGAGAUUGUGGACAAAGCCACAAAGCGAAACGGAGCUACGUACUCCCACUCGAGAUGGUGCAGCUGGGGCCAUUGCGCGAAAGCCUUCCGCAAGUACUACAGCUCGACUUUGCUUGCCGUCUUCUGGAGCUGCAUGGAGGAAGGACUGAACCCCUUUGCGAAGUUCCAGCCAGACGAACGUGCGGAAGCAGGUCAGAAGUACCAAAAGGCAUUGGUAGACGAAGAAGCGCAUCUCCUCUUCGAGGGCCUUGCAGCCUCAUCUGACGAACGGUCUGAUGUGAUGUGUGGACUUGCAUCUAAGCAAAGCACGAAAAGCAUGUUGGGAUCCCUCCAAGAGCACACGGCGUUCGCGAAUUCGAGCAGCUUCGACCGACGCUUGGACCGCCUCUUGCAAGAUGCCCUUGGCCCGACAGGGAUGGCCCGUCUCCAGAUGGAUUGCGACGUCGAGCUGCGGGCGAAUGAGCUGGUUCUGACUCGCCGACGGCCCAGUGUGCGACAAGAUCUGCUGAGGGAUUUCCUCGAUGCUGUUCUCAGCUGCAUCUACGAGAUCUCCUGCUACAGGUUGUACCUCUUGUCGGCUCCCGGUUCUUGUGCGGGGCUGUUGGCCCGGGACAGCAGCAGAGUUCGUGACUUGGACAGGACCAAGACGGACAUCCUGCUGUCCUUGAAGAAGGAGUGGAGUGUCGUGCUGGAGCUGGAAAGCAGCUCUGCAGGAGCUGCUUGCCUCGACAAGCUUUGCUCUUACACAAAGUGGCAGUGCUAUCGGGAGCUCCUCGUGGCUCUUCACGAAGCCGACUUCAAGAUGGAUGACACAGCCCGCAGCCUUGUCUCCAGCUGGUUUCCAAUGUUGACACAAUCAGCCAACAUUGAAGAACAGUUUGCCACCAUUCAAGACAGCGUGAAGAGAAGCUGCAAGAACGGCAAAGCCUCUAUGACAGCCCUCAGCAGCAUCGCCGUCAAAGCGGUGUACCACAAGCUGACGGACAAGGAGGAACAGGCGCCCGCCGUCCACCUGGUCGACCGCGAUUGGGAGGGUGCAAGCAUUCGCGGCCAGCAUGUCCAGAUCGACAAGAUCCUUUCCGACUUUGUGUCGACGUCGGCGCACCACCACAACAAAGGGGGCUUGAACCACAUGCAGGCUUUCAUCGAAGCGAAGAAGAACGGCCUGGAGCUGGCUUUGGCAUCCGAGAACUUCUGGGUCGCCGGACUCAUCCAGAAGGGCAUGCUGAUCAGUGUGAACGGCCAGUACUACAUGUCGUUGGGCAACAACCCCGGGGCACUGCGACUGCGAGAGCUGGAGCUGGUUUUCCGAGGGAAGAGGCCGGCCGAGGCCGUGGAUGAAGAGCACGUGGCUGCAAGGCCUCCGGUUUGGGAGAUCGACGAUGUCUUGACGACGGAGAACGACAUUGUCAAAGCUCUUGUUAUUGAUGGCGGAGGGAAGAUUAACAAGCUGCUUUUGAGCUUUACGGAGGUCCAGUGCUUCGAUUUCUCGGUACAUUGCUGCGAUGUCAAACUGGCCACGAAGCUGGGGACUUCCUUGAUUCUGAGAAGGGCCCUGAAAGCCAUGCCCCUCUUGGUCUCGCUGAUCGCGAGCCGUGGGAUCUUGAAGAUUACAUCGGACUGCCUGAGCAGAAUGAUCAACUGCUAUGGCCAGCGGUUGAGGAAGAACGCUUCAAAAUCCGAAAAGAUCCGCACACUGAUGCGGUUGCCUAUCGUGCGCGAAGCCUUGUCAGAGGAGAAUCUGGCGAAGCUCGAACAAAUCCUAUCGGAUUUGGAUGCAAAGAGAAGGCAGAAGUGCUCCGACGCAGAGCAGGACGAGGAAGACGAGGAGGUCUGGGAGAUGAUAGCUGAGCCGGAUGCAGCCUGGGAGGGCGCGGAGCAAAUGCUCGAGCAACUUGCUGCAGAGGAAGCAGCCGCUGAUCAAGCUGCCGGAGCUGAGCAAGACACUGCAGCCCCCGAAGAGGCGUCUGCCCAGCAGGAUCAAGCUCCCCCUGGAGCUGCGGAACGCAGCAGGGCCUCGAGGAGCAUGCUUUCCUGCACAUCGACGGUGCCGGACUUCUUGCUCGAGAAAUGGGGCCCCUUGGAAGGCGUCACGAUCUAUCAUACGGAGCACCGGGAUGCCACACGACCGCUUUUUCAAGCUCGCCUCUGCAGUGGCCAGUACAAGAGCAAGUGCCUUCUUUCAAAGAAUAGUGUGUCGCUGCACGUGUAUGUGUUGUCAGUUCGCUUGAUCUCGCAGGGGGUCAGACAGUUCAUUCCCCGUAUCGUGGACCAACCUAGGGCGUCGACUGCUGCAUCCUACAACCCUGACCUCCCGGUUCACGAGCUGAACGAGUCAGUCAAGGAGGUCAAGCAAAUCAGCCCGGCGCAUCGCUCGAUGAGCCAGGCGUACUUUAUGGUGUGGUGUUGGGCUUCCGAAGCUGUGAAGGGCAAGAGAGCUCGUACCGACUAA